AUGGUCUUCUUGAUGGAGCCUGGUAUCAUGUGCAUGGCCUCGAGGCUAAGCAAAUCCAUUAAUGGCUUUGAGGAGUGCCAGAGGCAUGUGGAUAAGAUCGCUCGAGUUGCCAAGCGUGAGCAGCUGAAGGCACCCAUGGAGGUGAUCAAGAAGAACAUGACCAUUGAGGAGACUAUGAAGGAGAACAACCACUACAAGGAUAGUCGCAGUCUAUUGGUAGCGUUCUACAACGUUAUGGACAGCAAUGGCGAUAUCAAGAUCACACAAGAGAUGAAAGGUUGGAAGGUUGCUGCAGACAGUUGGGCACAGAGGAUCACUGAUGCUGUGGCCGAGGGACCGUCAUCCACAGAGUUGAACGAAAGACUGAAGACGAUCACAGCUCAGAUGAAGAGAGUGUCGCCUCGCUCAUGUCAUUCCUAA
Messenger RNA from Acytostelium subglobosum LB1, 420 nucleotides. RefSeq lists its product as hypothetical. The record is from RefSeq and is a predicted model, not a curated record. NCBI's taxonomy places the organism in Eukaryota, Evosea, Eumycetozoa, Acytosteliales, Acytosteliaceae. The coding region runs from base 1 to 420 and encodes 139 amino acids. The transcript has a single exon.